GUCACCAGUAUGUAAUCAGAUUAAUGUACUGACCAAUUGAACAUGAUCGAGAAAAAUUAAGAAUGUUUUGUAGAAUUCUCUCAGUGGGAAUUCAGAACAUGUUUGAUUUGAAGUAUGAUAAUCAAUGUUUAUGAACAUCGCGAUAACACGUCAUUCCCGACAAGUCAUACUUUAGGCCUACGUAGGCUUCACAGAGUUUGACCCCGAGAAAUGUGGGCGAUCCCAUGUCUUGGGAUUAUUGACUGUUGAUCGGUGAUCAAAUCACUUCCUGCUUGUGUUCGAUAAUCUUGGGGAAAGGGAAAGACUUUCUUCACUUCCAGGUCCUACGGAGUAGGGUCUACUAGAGUUUUGUUUUCAAUGCUUACAGACUGGCUUCAUGAAUGGUGGACCAAAUUAUACUUUGUGCUACUCAGACCAAUGUUGAAGUGGCUUUUGAGGCACGUUACUGGAAAAUGUGAACUUUUGAGAAUCACCUAUGAAGAGUCAGACAGAGUAUCACGAACCAAGCGCAUUGAAUCAUCCCUGAACUACUCAAGCAGUGUUGAUGUACGGAGAUGUGCGACUGACAGCGACUAUGACAUAUCAGAGUCUGUGUCAAAUCUGAUGAAGUUGAAAGAUGUUGUACCCGAAGUACACACUCAAUUUGAACCAACUCUAAAAGACAGCCUACUUCGCAUCCGAGCAUACAAUAAAAUUUUGAAGGAGGCCGAGGCUCUACGUACCACCAAAUAUGACGCAGAAAAUAAAGCACAUGAGAAGCAGCUUACUGAGCUGUGGAGCCUAUACAAAAGUGAUGUGCCAUUGCCUCAACGUGUUGGACCACACUGGCAGGAGUUGGGUUUUCAAGGUCAUGACCCAAAGACAGACUUCCGUGGGAUGGGCAUGCUGGGACUACAACAGCUGACGUUUUUUGCCGUCAAUUACCCUGAGUCAGCAGUUCGAGUCUUUUCACAGUCACAUCAUCCUCAAUAUGGGUUUUCAUUUGCCAUUGUGGCAAUAAAUAUCACUGGCAUGGGCUUUGAACUAUUGAGAAAACGAAAGUUACGACCUCAUUUUUACAGCAGUGAGAAAGCAGAACCUGAUUUGACAGACUUUCACCAUGUUUACUGUUACUUACUCCAUGAUUUCACACAGUUCUGGUUGUCGGAGAAGCCCAAAGACAUCAUGGAGUUCAGCCGUCUCCACAACAAAUUUCUCAAGCAAGUCAAGCAGAAGCUGAAAAGUGACAGCCCAACACUGAGGGCAGCUUUUCAAGAAGAUUCGUCCUAAAAUACCGUUGUGAAACAGAGCAUGCAAGAGCAUUUAAGAUGUGUGGCUCUGUCAUGUUUCCAGAAAGUAUGUUAAGUUUGGUGAAGUAGUACUAUACCAUUUUAAUCUGAAAGUGGUUUUGUUAGAAUCAUGUUUAUCGAAAUGAAAUCUCCUUUGGAUCUUGCCUUUUAUGAAAAUUCCUCUCAAUGCCUUCUUCCGAUGCCUGUGAAUAUGACUGACAAAAUAAUUUUUUCUUGAAGUUUGAAGUGAUCACCAAGAGAAAGUUCUCACAUGAAUAAGCUUUCUCUUCUUUACUGGGUGUAGCUUUUCAUCUUUGGCCACAUUCGUAAAAUAAAAUGUUUAUCCUGAAUAUUUUCACCAUGCCCAUAAUUCAGUUCAGUUUUGAGUAGAAAAAAGCUCCAGGACUAAACAAUGGCCUUUUUAUAGGGAAAGAAAAGAGGUAGGACUGAAUGGCAUCUGUGAUGUAAUGGUUAGUCUCUUCACUAUUAUAUACUGAGGUAUGAGUUUGAUUCCCAAUCUGGAAAAAUAAUUUUAUCAUGUAUUUUGGUCUAUCUGCUGGAAUACUGAAGUCUACCCAACACAGGUUGACUCUGAAUCUGAAUAAUGAGUUUGAACAGUCUGUCUUCUAAGUGAUAUUUUUUGUGUGGAUGGGCCAGAAAACUUUUAGAAUCAAUCAGAGAUUCUUCUGACAAAUGCUGUUAUGUUCGCAGUAUAGUCGAACGAGCAAUCUGUGUUUUAUUGUAUUCUGGACUGGAGGUUAGAGCUUGUAAAUAUGAUUGCCUUUCUUUCUUAUUUUUGGUUAUGGUUACAUAGAUUGGAGUGAUGACUAUGUUGUGGUAUAUUCGAAUGUAUCUGUCGGGUUAAUAGCUUUCUUCAGGUGGCGGGUGGUUGGUGGGUGCUCUGGUGUGGUUUGUUCCUUCUUUCCUUUCAAACUUUUAAUGUCCUGAUCUCUCCUCCUUUUUUGUGUUUGUCAUUCUCUCAUAACACCUCAGCAUUUAUAUGACCUUAUUGUGGUGCAAGUGCCAUAAAACUCUUACAAGAACUAACUUUCCUCGGGUGCUAGAGUUCUGGUAUGAGGAAGACAUUUUGCUGCCUCUAGUGCUGCUACUCAGUAGAGUAACGAAAGGAAUCGUACUUUUUUCUGAUUGUAUAGAGAAUUUAUAGGAAUUAGAACUUACAGUAUUUAUAAAUAAAUGCUUCCUUGAAAAAAGCAUAGCUCCAUUUAUUCUUGUUUGUACUGCUCCAAAUAUGUCCGUUCAGGUAGUGAUCAAACAUGUUGUUUGCAUAUGUGGCCCGUUUUGUGACUCAGUCUUCAUAUUCUGCUGAAAUCUAGGUUAUAGUGAAAUGCUGUGUACACUCAUAGUGUCAGAGUCUGUGGUGUAGUGGAAAGAUGUCUCACCGUCGCACGUGCAAGAUCUGAAUUCGAUUCCUGUAUAGGGAACAUUUUAAUCGAAUAUCUCGGUCUUCCUGAUGGUACUUUGCAUCCUUCUUAGCCUGGGUUGACUCUGACAAGCAUGGUGGAAGCCUGCCACCCGAAUGAUGGAAGUUGUACAUUUUUCACACUUGUCAUUUGAUAUCAUUUUUAUGAAACUUCCAUUCAUAUAAUAAUUAAAAAAUUGUUGACGUUUGCACUAGAUCAGUUCUAAGUGUUUUGUCGAAUGUCCUUUCUAACGUUGAUUUUGAAACAAUUUUUUUUUUAAACUUCACACAAUACCACAGGGCCGGUUCUGCUUAUUGUUGUACUUCUUCUCUUUGCUGUUUGUCAGUAAGUAGGUCAAGUAAGCUCAAACUACUAGACCAGUGUUUGUCAACCUUUUUAAAGCCUGCGCCAACUUUUGCCAACUUUAAGAGGCAAAAAGUUUUCCUACCUCCCACCUACAUGUCUUUCCAAAUCAGGCAUUUUACAAAACCCUUGACAAUCCAGAGAAUCUCCACCACCCACCAAAGUGACCAAAUCACCUGCUAAUGGAUGAUACUGCACGGGUUGGCAAACACAGAACUAGACUAUCCUGGUUGUGGUUGACGCUCUUGCCAGAUUGGGUACUUUUCUCAGGUACUGCACAAGAAAUAACUUCGGUCUUUCCAUUCAGGACAGGAGGGGAGUGACAGGGCAGGGCGGGGGAUUCUGCAGUCCAGUUCACAAAGUAUAUUGCAUGUACCGUAUUCUUUGUUGAAAUUUCUUAUGCCCUCCCCGUAAUUUUCUGCACACUAACUCCUACUUUGAAAUAAGUAGGAGUUUAUUUUUCGAGGUGGUCCGAGAAUGUGUCAUUCCCCUCCAUGUUUGUCUACUGUCUCGAAUUACUUCCAGAUUUACCGCUGUGAUAAAGCUAACCACUUAUGAUGAGUCUGCUUUUGUUCCUUCAUUACCGGUAUCCCCACUCAUUUGAACCGGCACGUGAUGCAGUUUCUGCUUUUUUCUGUAUGUGUGUAUGUGUUUGCGAGAUUUUCAUGCAGGGAAGAAUUCUCAAUUGUUUCAGUCAUAGCUCUAUGUUUUAUGUCAUUUAAAAAAUUAUCUUGUUUUUUGCCUUUCUGGCUAAUUCUAGUAAUUGUGCUAUUUAUUAAACUUGAUCAUUCUUUUUUUUUGUCUGCUGUGUGGCAAGCUCAGUGCACAUUAGCCUUCUCUGUGGGUGGUUAGCAGGUGCUCUGGUGUGGUUUGCUCCUUCUUUCCUAUAAAAAAUCUAUCGUUUCUAUCUCCCCUUCUUUCCUAUAAAAAAUCUAUCGUUUCUAUCUCCCCUCCUUCUUUUUUGUGUUUGUUACUCUUUUGUAACACCUCUAAUCUUCGAACUUAUAUGGCCUUAUUGUGUUGCAAGUGCCGUAAAACUCUUACUAAAACUAGCCUUCUGUGUGUCUCUCAGAUCUAGCUGAACUGGUCAUUCAUCAACAGGAUUUCAUUUUAGUCUCAACUUCUGAAUACUGAUUGACUAGCUGAAAGUUUUGUAUCCAAAGGAAAUUCAGGUGUUCUGCGAUCGAAAUCUGCCAGGUGAUUUAUGUAAAGAGACAGUUGCAUAUGUUGAGUUUUGCGAUACUAAAAGCUGCAGGAAACAUUUUAAUAUAGUAUUUUCCUUUCAAUCUUUUCUUUACCAUUUUUCAAAUGCGUAAGGAUGGUUGGCGGAAUGCCUAAGGAUGGUUGGCGGGCACUUUUUUGUUUUGCUUAGUGAUCUCUGUUGUCACUAAACAAAACAGAACAAACUUUACUUGAACAUUCAGUUCCUGUAAACAUCAGCUGUUUGGGAAUUUUUUUAAAGAAGUAGUGUAAACAUUUGCGAAAUAUUUUAGAACCCUCAUGGUUUUCCACUAGUUAGGUAGGCCUACUGUAAAACUGAGUAUGACUUUUGCUUUGCUAUAAUUUUGAUUUUUGUUUUUUACAUAGAUUUCUGCUGGAUUUGCUUUUCUUGGAAACUCCAGUAUUGUAUCUCUAAUGGGAAACUUGAUUGCAUGCGGUAAAAUUGAUUGUUUGUGAGUAAUUUAGCAUGGUCUAUUUUUCCUACCCCUUUUUAUUGUUACUGUUUUCAUAAGCUGUGCCCGAUGAAUUGUAGCUAUUGUUCUGCCAAUCACUAUGUGGUGAACCUAGUCAUUAUUGGAAUCAAAACUGCGUGUGUCUCUUAUUUUGGCUAGAUGUGUUCACCAUACAGGAUUAACUUGUGAAAGUGUCUUCUCGUGUGUAGAUCAGUGUUUGUCAACCUUUUUGUAGCCAGUUCCCUUUUUUGUCACUUUUCAGGGGCUGCAAUUUUCAUACCACCACCUAUAGUAUAUUUGCAAGCAGGCCAUGAAAUAACACCCAUCACUACCAGGGAGAUCUCCUCUGCCCACCUACAUUACCAAAUCACUCAUCAGUGGAUGAUACUGCUCAGGUUGGCAGGCACUGAUGUAAACUUACUCACCUUUGCAUAAUUUACCAUAAUAUCAAUAAUUCCGCUUCUUGCUGGUGACAAUUCCGGUGAAGAAUAUUCCACAGAAUGGGCUGUAAUGUCAGUGAAGUUCUGAAGUGAAUAGCAGAAAGAGGUUCCUAUCAGUCAUUAUGAAAUAUUGGUGUGAAAGGAAGUGCAGCUGAUUUUAAUUCUUUUUAAAAAUUUUUAUGCCAACUAUAUAUGGAAAGCAGCACAAGUUGUUUCCCCUUCUUUACUGCUCCUCUGCUUCUUCUGUCUGCUGUUUUACUUUAUCUCAGGAAAAUUUGAAGGUCGGUUUUUUUUAAUGUGCUCGUCUUCUAGUCAGACUUGAGGUUUGACACUUAAUAAUAAUUGAGCCUCUGUUGCUCCUUUUCAUUCUGCUCCUAGAGGCGUGCGAUGAGGCGAUCUUGUAAGUAAUACUUUUAGGGGCUGUCUGUGGUCUGUUGAGAAAGGACUGUUGGCCUCUGUUCUUCUGCUUGAAAGACAAGUUCCCCAGCUCUUUAUUCAGCCUUGGAAUUAUAAUGGUUUUUUUGUGAUAGUAAUUUAAAAUGAGAUUUGCAUAUUGUGCUGUUUAUUGUUGGGCGAGUCAUCAAUGUAUGUCCUUAUUUUGCUUCGACUACAGAUAGUGGAGAAGUACAAAAAUGUUUUUCAUCUCCUCCUGAGAUUGGUUUAGAAGAAUAGAUUGGAAUACCUUUGCUUUCCAUGCUUGUUUUUUAUAAAUCAAAAUUUGGGGAUUUUGAUAUUAUAUUUGAAAUUUGGCACUCCCCGCAUAGUGUGUCUUAGCUUGCUGUCUUGAAGUUGUGAUAUUUCCUGUGCUCCUUGCUACUACAGUGGCACAAACUGAAAUCUGUAGAACUAUUGGAUUUCAUUUGGUUUAUUAACAACAGUGUUUUCGGUUUUGAGAGAUUGCUCUUAUAGCGAGGAAAAAAAUCAGGGAUUCCAUUCUCUUUCAGUUCAUCUGCCGUUUUCGGAUAAAUCGUGUUUGUUUUAAGCAGACUACUGUAUUGUGAUAGUCAGUAGAAAAUGAUUCAAGAUUUAUCCUGAAAGUAAGCUGUGUAUGCUGGCUGUGUUCUUUUCCCUUAGAGCGAAUGAUCACAAAUGAGUUGUGUCUUUGUUAGAGCAGCUGGUAUGUAUUACGGGAGGACAAGCCUGGCUCUAGAUGCUGAAAGGGCAUUCUUAAGACUGGGUUAUUUGUAGAGGUUUUGCAGCUUUUUGCCAUAUAUCAGAAUAGAUGUCUGAUAAGAGGUCCUGCCCCCUGAGUAAUUUUUCUGUACCAGUAAGGUUGUUGUACCCAUACCGCACCACCAAGGAGCAGGGAUGAUGUAUCUCUUCUAAAACACGUUAUUCGGGUGUAUGUGUUGUGAAUAUUAAGACCUGCCUUAAUUUUCACCUCUCCGUAGCGGUCACAUUUACUAAUGGUCACUGUACCUUGACACCCUUGUAUUUUUCCUAUAUUUUCUACCUGUCCAUGGCAGUCCCUGUUCAAUGCAACCACUGUAAGUCAUUUACUCGUCAGGUCACCUUAAAAACUGCUCAUAGCAGUCAUUUGCUACAGAAAUUUUGUGCCUACCCAUAUGCCAUUCUUAGACUGAGUGUCUGAAGUCAGUCAGUGCAAAGAAACUCUCGAUAGAUACCUAUGUUUAUGGAAUUAAAUAGAACAAUAAAAUUAAGAUUUCCAUUUAUCAAAACUCAGACCCUGUCCAUGGUAACCACUUGUCUUUUGUGGUCACUUUUCCCUGUGAUCUUGGGUAACUGUUAUGGGCAGUUUCGACUGUAAUUCAACGCCUGUCAUGACUGAGGGUAUUUUUGUUAGUUCUAGCCUUUAUUGGCAAUACCUCACUCUUUUCUUUGAAAGACAAGUUUUCCUGUUUAAACACUGGAAGCUUUAGAAAUGCCUUCUUGUAUUAUCCCUUCUUUAACUUUAACCUUUCUCGAGUCCAAUUAGGGUAAGGGAGAAUACUGAGUGUUUUGUUUAUUUCUGUCUUCUACAACUGGUGACUGAAUACUUAGAUUCCGUCCCUUGAAAGUGUGGAUGGUUUGUGAGAUUUAACCAGAAUGCAUGCCAUGAGAUGUAGAUCUAGUUCUCGUGGAUUGUUAAAGAUCAUUGUCAGUAAAGAUUUUUUGGGGUUGUUUUUUUUAUUUUUUAUUACAUGAAUUUGAGAUGCGACAGUACAAGAUGUUGAAAAAACCGAACCCCACAGCUAACAAAACUCUUUAGUGCAAACACGAGUAUUCCAAGUUCACAACACGGAGUCCCUUAUUAUAUAUCUUUAUGCCUCUAUACUAUAAGUGUUCUCUUUCCAUGUUAUGUUAUUGUUUUUUUUUAAAUUCUAAAUGAGAGACUGCUUUCUCAACAUGAAAAACAAAAAUGAUUAGUGAGUUGAGUGCAUGGUCAGUGUGCACAGCUCCUUUGACGGAACAUUAUUAAUUUAGUAUGGGUUGGAGAAAAUUCAUUUCACAGAUAAUGAUAAUAAUUCACAAUUGUGUUAAUUAUUGCUUUCCUUCAUAUUCACAUCUUUUUUGUUUUUUUAAAUAUUUUAAAAGUGAAUUCUGUCCCAGUGUUUGCAGCUGUAGCUAGUAUUAACAAGGUUUAUAACUCCUUUUCCACCUUGGAUGUUAAAGGUCGUCAUCAUCAUUUUCAUUGUUGUUCAUUGUUAUUAUUAGUUGUAUUUUUUUUUCUUUAAUUUAUUUAGUUAUUAUUUUUUAAAUAUUUUUUAAAAUCGUGGUCAUUUGUAGACCAGCAAAUUUUAUUGAUAAGAGAAAAUGAAUAUUAUAACAGCUUUCUCAAAAGUUGUCCUUCGAUCAAGUAUGCUAUUGACUGUAACUUCUGUCAAAGUAAGUAUAACUUCACUUAUAUCACAUUGGACUUGUCAGUUUGGCACUGGUGCAAUAAAAUAUUUUGAAAGUACAA
This is a messenger RNA of Aplysia californica (California sea hare), 8067 nucleotides long. Its product is annotated as ELMO domain-containing protein 2. Bases 358 to 1269 code for a protein of 303 amino acids. Lineage: Eukaryota; Metazoa; Mollusca; Gastropoda; Aplysiida; Aplysiidae. The record is from RefSeq and is a predicted model, not a curated record. Gene Ontology annotation, molecular function: GTPase activator activity. The transcript has 8 exons.